AUGUCAGACUCGGAAUCGGUGGUCGUGAAGGUCGUCGCCGACGUGAUGUUGUACGAAGGGCAAAUGCAGCGAUGGGUUUCUGUGUCUUCGCCAGGCCCCAGCGACGUCUACAUCCUUCUAAACGCGGAGAAGCAGCAGUACAGAAUUGUCGGUAGAAAGGGCGACUCGGGUGAAUUGACCAUCAAUUGUGGCAUAAUUGCCAGCUUGGUUUACAACGAAGCGACGCCGAAGUUUCACCAAUGGAGAGCAAACGGACAAGUUUAUGGGAUGAACUUUGCUGACGAAGAGUACGCAAAAGAUUUUGGCAAAGAAAUGACCACGGCGUUGCAGCGAGUUAAAGGACAACUGCCCUGGCCACAAGUUAAACAAGAGCCGCCACCACCGAAGCCUCAGCCGCCGCGGCCUGCACAGCCUAGUGGUCCUCCAGCUCCAGUAAAACCUCCUGGGGGUCCACCUCCCCCUCCUGGCCCUCCUAGUGGCGGUCCACCGCCUGGGCCACCCCCUCCAGGAGGUCCACCACCAGGCCCGCCAGGUCCUGCGCCCGGGGGACCAAGAGGAACGGGAUUAUCAGCCGCUCCAGCUGGUGGAGCUGGAAGAGGAGCUCUUUUGGGUCAAAUCCAGGGCGGCUUCAAGCUGAAGAAAGUCGGCAUUCAAGAAAAAGCGGGGCCAGGAAGAGUAGUCGGAGAAGACGCCCCGGCUGCAACAAAAACAGUUCAUCAACUGCCGCCAAAACCGGCGGGCGGGCCGAUGGACUUCCGCGAGCAGUUGAAACAAAGACUCGCCGGGCAGGUUCAGUCAAACUCGACGCCCAGCAAGCCAGCACCCGUUCACUCUCAUAUAAAGAAGGAAACUAAACCUCUGCCCACAGUUCCGCCUUCGAAGCCAGUUUCGAAUCACACAAGUUCUACUUCUCAAUUCUCUGGCUCGUCGUCGACUCCCUCGGAAAACGAAAUCCGCCUGAUGAUCCGCGAAGAGUUCGAAAAGAUGAAAGUCUCGAUGCUCCAAGAAGUGCGGAACAUCAUUCGCGAAGAAAUCGCCCGUGGAAAUUACUAA
Oikopleura dioica is the source of this 1053-nucleotide messenger RNA. Lineage: Eukaryota; Metazoa; Chordata; Appendicularia; Copelata; Oikopleuridae. The record is from the annotation of a GenBank genome assembly.